AGAAUGUGAGAAUCCAUUCAGGGCCUACCAUGCUGUCGAAGUUCAACGUUUCUUCUCAAACUCAAACCCCAUAUUAUCUUUUUGAUUUUCAUAUACGAAAAUCUAUGUGUUUAAAACAUUUAUUAGAUUGUGAAAUUAGAAGAAAUUAUCGAGAAUAAUGCCGAAAGGAAAGAAGAAAGGAGGGAAGGGAAGAGUGUCCCAGCCACCAAGUGAUGAGGAAUAUGAUACUGCUGAUAAUGUCAGUACAGUCAGUGUCCAGUCAGAGGAACACAACAGUAUUCCAGAAGAAGAUGGUGUGGAUGAAGCAAGUGCUCAAGAAAACUUUGAAGAUAAGCUGAAGGAAUGUAUAGAAGGAAUUCUACAGAAAAGUGCACAAGGGAGAAAAUCCUGUCUGGAGGGGUUGACAAAAGCAUUAAGUAAAAAAUGCAUUUCAGAAUUCCUUCUUGACAGGAAGAUGACAGUGAGUGACUGCCUGGUGAGAUGUAUAAAGAAGGGAAGAGGUGAUGAGCAGGCUCUCGCUGCACGAUGUCUGAGCUUGAUGUGUAUCCAGCUGGGUCUUGACAUCGAGGAUGAGAUUAAGGCACUGAAGCCUCAGCUGAUGGCCACCAUGACUGAUAACAGUGCUGCGGUAAAGGGGAGAUCUGAGUGUGCACUGACUCUGGGACUUUGUCAUUUUCUUGCCUGCAGUGACAUAGAUGAUGUUAUGAAGACAAUGGAUGCGUUAGAGGGAAUUUUCAAACUGUCGUACAGGAAGGGAGAUAAGAGCAUCCCCAACAUUAAUCCUGAGGUGUGUCGUCUACAUGCUGCAGCUCUUAGUUCCUGGAGUCUGCUAUUGUCCAUUGCUCCAUCGUUUCUAGUCAACAAACUUGUUGAAAGUCAUAUAGGAAAGCUGCCUGACCUACUACUGAGUAAAGAUGUAGAACUUAGGAUAACUGCAGGAGAAACCAUUGCUCUUAUGUAUGAGCUGGCAAGAGAAGAAGACGAUGAAUAUGAAGGUGAUGAUAUUGACACUUUGAUUGACACACUGAAGACUCUCGCCACUGACUCGCAGAAAUAUAGGGCCAAGAAAGAGAGACGUCAACAGCGCUCUAGCUUUAGAGAUAUUCUCCGAACUGUGGAGGUUGGAGACUCGCCAGAAAAUUGUGUGAAAUUUGGGAAGGAAAACUUUGUGAUUGACUCCUGGGUAAAACAAAACCAAUAUGAUGCUCUGUGCUUGGCACUUACUUCGGGAAUCUACCAACACCUACAGGAUAAUGUCCUAGUACGAGAAGUGUUUGGCCUAGGUGACCCUCUCCUCCCCUCUGCUCCUGGUUCUUCAUCUAAACCAACCAAGUGGGAAAGGACCCAUUACAAUGCUGCUGUUUUUAAGGCCAGGACUAAAGUGCGGUCCAAACACAGAGACAAGCGAACUGUGAUGAUAAGUGGAGAUUAACUAGACAUCUCUGCCAUGUACGACUGUGAGACUGACUGAUUAUUUAUGUAUAAGUGUACAGACCACAAUCUCAUUAAAACAGUGGACCGUGCCAGCUAUGGGGACAUUUGAUUGAUAUACUGCUGAACAUAACAAACUCCACAUUUAGUGUGAUCAGCUUAGAACUUUGGGAAAUAAUUUGUGGAAGACCACAGUUUUUAAUCAGAUUGUAAAUAUUAUAAUUUUGAUCAUUUGUAAUGAGAGAAAAGUGUGUGCAAGUGUAUAGUGUUGUUAUAUUAUAAGAGUGAUUUUAUGAUAUUUUAAAAGUGCUAAAGCAAAACUUGAGAAUAUUUUGAGUGUCCAACGCCGGUCAGUGCCAUGUAUUUAUGGGAAUUAGAUGAUUUGCUGGUUCAUUCAUCAUUUAUGUACUACGUUACUGCCCAGUGCCACAUUUUGAUAUUUUCAACACUAUUGUCUUACUAGUCUAAAGGGGGUAAUACCGUCAGUAGUAAUAUUUAUUAUUAGCUCAGAGUUGAGAUCAGGGGUGAUAUUACAACAUUACUAGCUCAGAAUUGAGAUGAGGAGUGAUAUUACAACAUUACUAGCUCAGAAUUGAGAUGAGUAAUAUUACAACAUUACUAGCUCAGAAUUGAGAUGAGUAAUAUUACAGCAUUACUAGCUCAGAGUUGAGAUGAGGAGUGAUAUUGCAACAUUACUAGCUCAGAGUUGAGAUGAGGAGUGAAAUUACAACGUUACUAGCUCAGAGUUGACAAGAGGUAAUAUUACAAUGUUACUAGGAGGGGUAAUAUUGCAUUGAUAGCUCAGAGUUGAGAUGAGGGGUGAAAUUACAACAUUACUAGCUCAGAGUUGACAAGAGGUAAUAUUACGAUGUUACUAGGAGGGGUAAUAUUGCAUUGAUAGCUCAGAGUUGAGAUGAAGAGUAAUAUUACGACAACAUUAAUACUAGCUCACUUAAGAUGAGGGAUCAGUUGAAUCUCGGUGCCUGUGGUAUAAUCGUAACCAAGAGUACUGAUUUCUUUACUAUCAAAUAUUGGUUUAAAUAAUUUACAGACAUAAGUAUGAUUAAAUGACUGUGUUCCAGCAAAAAAAUGAAAAACAGCUUAAGACAAUAUUUCAAAAACAAAGUCUUUUUGACUACAAAUGUAUUGAGAUGUUAAUUGUAGAUGCAUGGUCAGUGACAACUGAGUUGUUAUUGUUGAUGCUUAAAAAUUGAUUGCAUUUACAGUGUGUGGGUGUUUUGUUGUGGAAGGUAAUUUUGUGGGCUACAUUACAUGAAAUAAGACAAUAUAAUAACAUACAUGAUAGAAUUGAAUAGACUUUUGAAGGUGGAGAAGUUAUUCAAAUGUCUGAUUUCUAUUGGGUUUUGUAAUAUGUUAGAAAGACACCACUUUAGAUAAGGUAUUUGCUUAACUACUAAUCUUCAGUAUUUUCAACCAUGACCAAAAGCAUGACAGAAUUAGUUGGGCCUCUCUGUUAAGAGAAACAAGAUUUACAUGUAUUUUUAAUUAACUCUAAUUCUUUGGCACUAAUGGCGGUCGUUUUAGGUUGGAGAUAAUUCAGGACUGAGAGGAAUUAUUUUGAGGGACAAGACAUUUUAUAGCAAAAAACCCAUUGUUUUUGUGCACAAUUUUAAAAGCUUGUGUCGGUCCCCAAAAGUUAUUUUCAGAUUGUUUCAAUAACAGUAUUACAAUGGAUGGUUAAUUGGGCAUUCUUUACACCAUAUCUGGUUAAUACAUCUAUGUAUUGCCAUUAUUUUUUAAUUUUCUUGUGAUUAAACUAAUGAAUAUUGUGUGGACUGAAGAUAAUAUACUUUAAAGAAUUUACAAAAAUAGACUCCGACUUGUUUACGAUGCCUAUUUGUGUGCGAGUUGUAGGGAAAUUCAUUGUUUAUGCUUUAUAGAGUAUCAGGUUUUUACUUAGGAUUUACUAUAAAGCCUAUUUUAUGUUAAACAUGUCAUAUUGCUAAAUCUUAGCAAGAGUAAUGAAAUGAAGUUUGAUUUUUGAUAUUAUAUCUAAUUCUCUUGACACCAUCAGAAUAAAACCCUGCAGGUAAGACAUUACAGUUAUUUAAACUUUAGGUCUAUUCGUCUAAGAAUAUUCUUUAUUGGUAUGAAUUCCUUUUAAAAAUCAAAGUGUGUAGAUAUUCCUGCACAAAUCUGGACUGUAACAUAAUGCCACAGACUUAGAAAAAUAAAAUAGUACUAAAAUCUC
Molecule: messenger RNA, 3643 nt
Organism: Pecten maximus
Lineage: Eukaryota; Metazoa; Mollusca; Bivalvia; Pectinida; Pectinidae
Product: interferon-related developmental regulator 1-like
Exons: 12
Coding region: 158-1432 (424 amino acids)
Source: RefSeq, a predicted model, not a curated record